Messenger RNA from Oreochromis niloticus (Nile tilapia), 3645 nucleotides. It is a transcript of the gene slc10a7, whose product is annotated as solute carrier family 10 member 7. The transcript is spliced from 13 exons. NCBI's taxonomy places the organism in Eukaryota, Metazoa, Chordata, Actinopteri, Cichliformes, Cichlidae. The record is from RefSeq and is a predicted model, not a curated record. Gene Ontology annotation, cellular component: plasma membrane. The coding region runs from base 214 to 1227 and encodes 337 amino acids.
ACGGUAAUGAUUUAGUCGCUGCGCCUCUAGUCUGGUCAUUACGGUCAGUUUGGGCCCAUGUGUCCGGAAGCAGCCUCGGCUUAUUCUGCCUGUGUUUUGUGACAGUAAAAGCUCCGGAGAAGAAGCACUGGAGUUGUGGGAACUUCUGUCCCGGCUGCCUGUGACCGUGGGGGGCAGGCGGGGAGAGCCGGUGGACCACCGGCGAGCUGAAACAUGGGCCUCCUGGCGAGGAUACGAAAGGAGUGGUUCAUCAUCGGGAUCGUGCUGGUCAUCUUAUCGGCCAAGCUGCAGCCCAGCAUCGGAGUGAAAGGAGGUCCUUUAAAGCCAGAGGUCACCAUAGCGUACAUCGCCGUCUCGCUCAUCUUCUUCAACAGCGGCCUGUCGCUGAAAACGGAGGAGCUGACCAGCGCGCUGCUUCACGUGCGGCUCCACCUCUUUGUUCAGUGCUUCACCCUCAUCUUCUUCCCACUCGCCAUUUGGCUGCUGCUCAAAGUGCUCGCACUUACCGCCAUCGACCAAUGGCUGCUCAGAGGGUUACAGACGGUGAGCUGCAUGCCCCCUCCAGUCUCUUCUGCCGUUAUUCUCACCAAGGCUGUCGGAGGCAACGAGGCCGCCGCCAUCUUCAACUCUGCUUUUGGAAGCUUCUUGGGAAUUGUUGUCACUCCUCUGCUGCUGCUGCUCUUUCUUGGCUCCUCGUCCUCCGUUCCCUUCUCCUCAAUCUUCUCUCAGCUCUUCAUGACGGUGGUGGUGCCUCUGAUCCUGGGGCAGGUUUGUCGCAGAUUCCUCAGGGAGUUUUUGGAAAGGCAAAAGCCCCCGUUCGGCGCCAUCAGCAGCGCUGUUCUCCUCAUGAUCAUCUAUACCACCUUCUGCGAAACCUUCAGUAACCCCAGCAUCGAGCUGGACCCCACCAGCCUGCUGCUGGUCGGCCUUAUCAUUUUCUCCAUCCAGAUCAGCUUCAUGCUGCUAACGUUUGCCUUUUCCACCAGGCCAGGCUCCAGGUUCAGCCCCGCGGACACCGUCGCCAUCAUGUUCUGCUCCACACACAAGUCUCUCACCCUGGGUAUCCCCAUGUUGAAGAUCGUGUUUGAAGGCUACGAGCAGCUCUCUCUGAUCUCAGUCCCUCUCCUGAUCUACCAUCCGGCUCAGAUCCUGCUCGGCUCCGUCCUCGUGCCCACCAUCCGCAGCUGGAUGACCAGCCGGCAGAAGUCUAGUCUGUUGUUGCGAUAGGGCCACGUGCCAACACUUCUGUCUGCCCCGAGCAGUGAAGCUGUCAGCGCUGCAGCCCAUCUGACGAGGAUAAAAUGAAAGCUUUUGUGGGGUUACUGGUGUCUCAUACAAAGGGGACUAUGGUGGAGGAUUGCAGUAGUCACACGUGCCUUAUUGCUACCAAUCAACGAAGACCUCAGACGGGCGGAGUGAACGAGAGGAACCGCUUGCCUCAAUAUUUUUUCUUUCUACGAUAAGGACAGACUCCUGUUUCUAACAUAUAUGUUGUUUUAUACUUAAACUAAGUGCGAGUUAUAUUUUUCUAUGGAUUUUGGAACCAGAAGGGUUAAGGUAUUUGGACCAGUCUUUUCUCUUUUCUGCUGUUUUCAACAUUUUUCUUCCUUCCCACUAGCUGUCGCUGCCUGAAAGUGUCAGUGUUUGUUACAUUUAUCUUCAGUAUAUGCUGGAUCUGACAUUCAAUAUACAGUAUCUUAAUAGCCGAUUGGAUUUUUGACACUUUCUAAAAUGCUGUUUGUCUUAGAAGGAGUCCUGUGGUGGUAUAGUUGAGUGGAGGAUGUUAGGACCUCCAAGUCGACAUUAAUACUGGGGUAGUGAGUCCAAGUUUACAGCCCAAAUUUUAUUUUUUUUCUUUAAAUAUUCAAUGGCUUGCUUCACUUUUUUUUAUGGCUGUCUCAGUGUAAUUCCAGGCCACAUUAUUCGCUGCUUCCCUCAGAUUCUAAUCAAAUCUGUCAUCCACAAGGGCAUUUAUAUCUCGGACCAACAAGGAGAGCUUUGGGCUCUCAGUAGGGAUCCUGUUAAAUAGUAACAAAGCACAAAAAAGGCAGAAAUGGGUAAAGCUGCCAGUCUCUGUAUAUUAAAGCAACUAAAAUCCUGUUUAAACACGUAAAUGUUUUUUGGGAAGGAAAAUCUAGAACUCCAGGGCUAGACUUCUGUCACAUUCUGGAGUGCCGGGCUCUAGAGCUAGAACUGUAAAAUACAAUAUUAGAUUUUAGACAUCUAGAAUCUAGAAUUGCAUAACAAAAUUUUGUGACAUGAGGUCUUGAGCUGCUUUACCUUCUUCAGAGGUAUGACAGGGAAUGAGUUAUCUUAGUUAGAACAGCAGCACAUGAUGUUCACAAAACCUUGUUCUAGUCCAUCCCUACGAAUAUCAUUCUGUGGACCAAACUGAAACACACCAAUGAGGAAAAAGGGCAUGAAUUUGCUCAGGGGAACUUUGGUAGUAUUUUUCUAAUUUGUUCUUUGCUUUAACAACUUAGCCUUACAUCCUUCUGGUAAAAUAUGCCAACUCUGACUUCCAUUUUUCUUUAAGGGCUUUCACGCUACAUAAUAGCACAACCCCAUCAAGCCUCAGAGGAAACUCUGGAGGGCCUUACAGUAGCUCUGUGCACAGCUAACUCUGUAUCUGUUGUAGCUUAAAGUAGCGCUAGCAUGUUAAAAUUACUUUCACUAUCUUUCCUAAUUCUGAAUUAGAGAUAGUAGCAUCACGAGGUAGUGAUCCUAGUGUGCUUUGUCGGUACGUCACUACAGAUGCCCAUUGGUUUUCACCAUAGUGCCACUUUACCAGUCAAAUCCAGUAUUGAAUUUCUGCACUGUUUAUAUUGGGGCUUUCUGCAGAGCAGGAUUUACCUCUGAUGCCAGCGAGGAGUGACCAGAUGGUAUUCAGUUUCAGUCCCACAUUGCAGUUUUUUUUUUCAAUCUGUAGUGAUUAUGUGUACCUAACCUUACACUGGAAAAAAGAAUAUCCAGGAGAACAUACCUCCUCGUUUAAUCACUGGCAUUUCUGUUACUUCUCCCUUACCCUUAUCUCUGACACUGAGGAUACGAACAUAGCCCAUGGAGCCGCAAUAAAAACAUUAAUGGGAAAUAUCCCACAAUGAAUCAGUAGCAUGGUAUUUUUAUCCUAUAUUAUUAAAGUGAAUUCAAGUGAUGGACCAAAAACCUGCAAUACCUAUUUUUAAGCCAGUUGAGAACAGUACAAACAACUUCUAAAGUUGUUUUCACAAAAGUGACACAAUCCAAGUUGGUGUCAUUAAAAAUGGUAAGGAAAGUGUUGCUUGAUUUAACAGCAGACAACAUGAAUAUUCACUGGGAGUAAAGCUCGUUUCUGCCGUGUGACUCCAAGUUCUUUUAUCUCUAGUUUUGGUCUCCUCCACCUAUGUAAGCUUAAUUGCAGGAAUCAAAGAAAAAAAAUUGCCUGAUGGAGCAAAGUUGAAAUUUUAAGUUAUCUCAAAGUUUCUACCUAAUAAUUCAAUGAUGUUUGAUUUAGAAAUUCAAAACUUUAAGCUAUGGAUGGCAAUUUCUUUUCUUCUCCAGUAGCAGAAAUUAGCUUCUGUUCCACCUAAGACUCUGUAAAGCCUCCAGCCUCCUUUCACAUGAUUGUUACCCUUUCAAAAAGAUGUUAACAUAGUGUUGAAAAUA